This is a messenger RNA of Ruditapes philippinarum (Manila clam), 1631 nucleotides long. Its product is annotated as THO complex subunit 3-like. The record is from RefSeq and is a predicted model, not a curated record. NCBI's taxonomy places the organism in Eukaryota, Metazoa, Mollusca, Bivalvia, Venerida, Veneridae. Gene Ontology annotation, biological process: mRNA export from nucleus. Gene Ontology annotation, molecular function: protein binding. Bases 48 to 1010 code for a protein of 320 amino acids. Gene Ontology annotation, cellular component: THO complex part of transcription export complex. The transcript is spliced from 6 exons.
AGUUAUUUUGACAAAAUUAUAAUAAAACGAUCACCGCCGGCAAAAAAAUGGCGUCUUUCUUGGAAAAUAUGCAAAAUUAUUUUAAAAACAAUGGUAAAACACGCGAAUUCGCAGCUCAUUCUUCAAAAGUUCAUUCUGUAGAUUGGAACUCGGACGGUAGAAAGCUUGCGUCGGGUUCUUAUGACAAGACAGUAAAUGUAUUUCAUUUGGAUCGCGAUCGACUGUCUAAAGAUGUAACAUUUCGAGGCCAUGGUGACAGUGUAGACCAGUUAUGUUGGCAUCCUAAACACCCAGAUCAACUUGUCACAGCGAGUGGUGAUAAAACAAUCAGAAUGUGGGAUGCUAGGACUAACAAAUCUAUAGCCACAGUUAAUACAAAAGGAGAAAAUAUAAACAUAUGUUGGUCACCAGAUGGCAGCACUAUAGCUGUUGGAAACAAAGAUGAUCUUAUCACAUUUAUUGACGCCAAAACUCACAGGUCACGCCUAGACCAGCAGUAUAACUUUGAAGUCAAUGAGAUCUCAUGGAAUAAAGACGGGGAUCUUUUCUUCCUCACCAGUGGUCAGGGUUCUAUACACAUUUUAAGUUAUCCUGAUUUGAAAACACAACAUGUUCUAAAUGCACAUCCUGCCAAUUGUAUUUGUAUAGAGUUUGAUCCAAAGGGCCAGUAUUUUGCUACAGGAAGUGCCGAUGCUUUAGUCAGUUUAUGGAAUCUCUCAGAGUUGGUGUGUGUACGAACUAUAUCAAGGUUAGAUUGGCCAGUACGUACAAUGAGUUUCAGUCAUGAUGGUAAAAUGUUAGCAGCAGCAUCUGAAGAUCUUGUUAUUGAUAUAUCUGAAGUUGAAACUGGUGAGAAAAUAGCAGAGGUACCUUGUGAGUCCCCAACAUUUACAGUGUCAUGGAAUCCCAAAAAACCUCUUUUAGCCUUCGCAUGUGACGAUAAAAGUGAACGUGAUCGUGAUAGAGAUGCUGGUACAGUCAAACUGUUUGGUCUCCCAGGCGACCAUUAGUGUACAUUGGGCAAAUAUCAAUUAAGGGAUUUGUGGGUAUAGAGCAUAGAAGCUGAAAUGUGUUCAUACAUUUUCAAGCAUGUUGUGGCAAGUAAGAAGCUGUCAGAUGUGGAGUCUAAAUUUGUGUUCAGAAGACAAGAGUGAUGAAAGGGUUGUACUGUGAAAUGCUAUAUGACAGAGAUUUUUAGUUAUCAUCUUGGAUUUACACCACUAUUUGAUCUCACGAAUUAGAUUGUUGAGACCAUUUUGCUAAAAUAAUUAUGGAGAUAUGCUACUGAUUAAUUACAAAAAUAAAAAUGACAAGACCUUUAUAAAAUGAAGAGACCUUGCAAUUGGACGCCUUCAAUAAACUUGUAGCCACUGUACUGAUUUUAAUACAUGUAAUUUGUUAAGACUUUUAAAAAUGAAAUGGCUGAAGUAAAUGAUAAUUAAACUGUAUUUUAUUUGAAGUAAAUUGGUGAGACUUCAUUACUUUUAAAAUUAAUAAUCAUUGAAUUUCUGAUAAUUGAAAAAUCACAGAAACUCAAACUGUCAGACAAACUUGCUUCUUAUUCAAAACUAAAUUGAUCCCAGGAAAAUUUUUUUAAGAUGAUAGAUUUAUUUAUUGCCUAAAUUUGUUCA